GUGCUUCGUCACGACCCCAGCUAUGAGUUCUUCAAAUUCUUCCUCCGCCGUCAGAUCGUCGGCGAAACACGCGGCGGAGCGAAUUCAGCAGCACUUGCCUCCCAACGGCAAUCACGCUAUAUCUCUCUCUUCUUCUUCCUUGAAUUUGCCUUCUAGAACCUCUAUCAUCGCUCCCGGAGUUGCACAUUCUUCUCGCCCUAAAGAUCGUCCCUCCGCUUCUUCCAUCUCCAACGCUUCCUCCGUCUCCGCCUCUUCUCCUUCUACACGCCGCUCUGGCACUCCCGUCCGCCGAUCCCAGUCCAAAGACUUCGACGACGACAAUGAUCCUGGGAGAGUCAGAGUUUCUGUAAGAGUUCGACCUCGCAACGGCGAGGAGCUUAUCUCGGAUGCUGAUUUUGCUGAUCUUGUUGAGUUACAACCAGAAAUAAAGCGGCUUAAGUUGAGGAAGAAUAACUGGAAUUCUGAGUCCUAUAAAUUUGAUGAAGUCUUUACAGACACAGCUUCACAAAAGCGUGUCUAUGAAGGAGUAGCAAAACCUGUCGUCGAGGGUGUUCUGAGUGGAUACAAUGGUACCAUUAUGGCUUACGGUCAAACUGGCACUGGUAAAACUUACACGGUAGGAAAAAUUGGUAAAGAUGAUGCAGCUGAGCGUGGUAUUAUGGUUAGAGCUCUGGAGGACAUACUUCUCAACGCAUCUUCUGCUUCUAUUUCCGUGGAGAUCUCUUAUUUGCAGCUAUAUAUGGAAACUAUACAAGAUCUUCUUGCACCUGAGAAAAAUAACAUUUCAAUCAAUGAGGAUGCUAAGACUGGGGAAGUAUCAGUACCAGGCGCUACAGUAGUUAACAUUCAAGAUUUAGACCAUUUCUUGCAGGUUUUGCAAGUCGGUGAGACUAACCGUCAUGCAGCAAAUACAAAGAUGAAUACAGAAUCCUCUCGUAGUCAUGCAAUCCUUACGGUUUAUGUUAGGCGGGCUAUGAAUGAAAAGUCUGAAAAGGCAAAACCUGAAUCAUUGGGAGAUAAAUCCAUUCCUAGAGUUAGAAAGAGCAAACUUCUAAUUGUUGAUCUUGCUGGCACUGAUGGCCACAUGAUUGAAGAGGCAAAAUUCAUCAAUCUUUCACUGACAUCCCUGGGAAAAUGCAUAAAUGCGUUAGCUGAAGGCAGUUCUCAUAUACCAACAAGAGAUUCUAAGCUAACAAGGCUUCUUCGUGAUUCUUUUGGGGGUUCUGCGAGGACUUCACUUAUAAUAACAAUUGGGCCAUCUGCACGGUAUCAUGCAGAAACCACUAGCACAAUAAUGUUCGGACAAAGGGCAAUGAAAAUAGUUAACAUGGUAAAGCUUAAAGAAGAAUUUGAUUAUGAGAGUUUGUGUCGGAAGCUUGAGACUCAGGUGGACCAUCUUACUGCAGAAGUUGAAAGACAAAACAAACUAAGAAAUAGUGAGAAACUUGAGUUGGAAAAAAGAUUGAGAGAAUGUGAAAACUCCUUCGCUGAAGCAGAAAAGAAUGCGGUUACAAGGUCCAAGUUCCUGGAGAAGGAAAACACCCGCUUGGAGCUCAGCAUGAAAGAACUUUUGAAGGAAUUGCAACUGCAGAAAGAUCAGUGUGAUCUAAUGCAUGACAGAGCCAUACAAUUAGAGAUGAAACUGAAAAAUACCAAGGAACAAGAGAUGGGCAACUAUCAAUAUCAAAGGGAACUUGCGGAAACCACUUACACAUAUGAAUCUAAAAUUGCAGAGCUGCAGAAGAAAUUAGAAGAUGAAGAUGCUCGGUCUAAUGCUGCAGAAGAGCAACUUAGACAAAUGAAAAGGCUUAUAAGCGAUCGCCAAGUUAUAUCACAGGAAAAUGAAGAGGCAAACGAACUCAAGAUAAAAUUAGAAGAACUUUCACAAAUGUAUGAAUCGACAGUAGAUGAACUCCAGACAGUGAAAUUAGACUAUGAUGAUCUGCUCCACCAAAAGGAAAAACUUGGUGAAGAGGUUCGAGAUAUGAAGGAAAGGCUCCUUUUGGAAGAAAAGCAGAGAAAGCAAAUGGAGAGUGAGCUUUCCAAACUAAAGAAGAAUCUAAGGGAAAGUGAAAAUGUUGUUGAGGAAAAGCGAUAUAUGAAGGAAGAUCUUUCAAAAGCAUCAUCAGAAUCUGGAGCUCAAACUGGCUCACAGAGAUCACAAGGGUUAAAAAAGUCGUUAUCUGGUCAGAGAGCUACCAUGGCGAGACUUUGUGAAGAAGUUGGAAUUCAGAAGAUUUUACAACUCAUUAAGUCUGAAGACUUGGAAGUUCAAAUUCAAGCAGUAAAAGUGGUUGCUAAUCUAGCCGCUGAAGAGGCUAAUCAGGUGAAGAUUGUGGAGGAAGGGGGUGUAGAAGCUUUGCUCAUGCUAGUCCAGUCAUCUCAAAAUUCAACGAUUCUUAGGGUGGCUUCUGGUGCAAUUGCUAAUUUGGCAAUGAACGAGAAAAGUCAAGAUCUUAUAAUGAACAAAGGAGGUGCUCAACUCCUAGCAAAAAUGGUGACUAAAACAGACGACCCACAGACUCUAAGAAUGGUAGCUGGUGCACUUGCCAAUUUAUGCGGGAACGAGAAGUUUCUUAAGCUGCUGAAAGAAGAGGAAGGCAUCAAGGGACUACUCACGAUGGCACAAUCUGGAAACAUAGAUAUCAUUGCUCAAGUGGCUAGAGGGAUGGCAAAUUUUGCAAAGUGUGAAACUCGAGAAAUUAUGCAAGGGCGUAGAAAAGGCCGUUCCCUUCUCUUGGAAGAGGGUGCUCUUGAAUGGUUGACUUCAAACUCACAUAUUGAUUCAGCAUCAACACAACGUCACAUUGAGCUUGCGCUUUGCCAUUUAGCUCAAAAUGAGGAAAAUGCAAAUGAUUUCAGAAGAACAGGAAGCGUGACAGAGAUUGUAAGAAUAUCUGUGGAGUCAAGUAGAGAUGAUAUUCGCAGUUUAGCAAAGAAGAUACUCAAAACAAACCCUUACUUCUCAAGCUGAACAGACGGUAAAAGAAAAGUGUACAUAACAUAACUGGCGGGUGGCACAGAUUCUUAGCUGAUUCUACAAGCAUGUCAUUAGAUUGACUUUGUGAUUGGCGACGACAGUCAAGAAGAGAAAAGCAAAGAUUUUUACAGGAAAUGAGUGUUAGGAGAUUAUGUGCUGUGAUAACUUGUUUGAUGUAGUAUACUGUCUCUGUUUCGAUAUGUUAGAUUGAUGUUGAGAAACAUUGAAUACAUGGUCAAACUCAUG
This is a messenger RNA of Arabidopsis arenosa, 3226 nucleotides long. NCBI's taxonomy places the organism in Eukaryota, Viridiplantae, Streptophyta, Magnoliopsida, Brassicales, Brassicaceae. The record is from the annotation of a GenBank genome assembly.